Messenger RNA from Rhincodon typus (whale shark), 6455 nucleotides. RefSeq names its product zinc finger, DBF-type containing 2 (gene zdbf2). Bases 3006 to 6212 code for a protein of 1068 amino acids. The record is from RefSeq and is a predicted model, not a curated record. Lineage: Eukaryota; Metazoa; Chordata; Chondrichthyes; Orectolobiformes; Rhincodontidae. The transcript is spliced from 6 exons. Gene Ontology annotation, molecular function: zinc ion binding; nucleic acid binding.
CAUGGGAACAGGAGUGGGCCAUUUAGACCCCAUGCCUGUUCCACUGUUGACUGCAAUCAUGGCUGAUCUCUGGCUUAACUCCAUAUAAUUGCCUAUAGUGCAGAUGUCUUUUUCUUGAGCUGAACUAUUAUUUUAAAAGUAGUCUGUUCCUGCUUCCCUUGCUGUUUGUCGAAGAGUUCUAGAUAUGUCACUCCUUGAGGACACAUGUCAAAGUGCUUCUCAAUGUAUGCCCCUCAUACUUAGACUGUGCCCCCUAGUCCUAGAAUCCCUAAUUAAUAGAAAUGGCUUCUUUAUCUACAGUUCUUCCUAGUUAAUAUCUUGAUAUUGAUCAGAUCACCUCUUAACCUUGUAAAAUUCAAGAACCAGGCCUAAUCUAUAUAAUCUUUGUUCAUAGCUUAACCCCUGAAGUCAGACUUAUAAGAAUGACACCUUGUGUUUGUACUUUCUCCAAGGCCAAUACAAGUUUUGCUCCCAAGUAAGCUCUAAGUAAAGUUUUGUAGAACUUCUGCAUCCUUGUACUCCAGUUCUCUGGAUAUAAAGACCAGCACUCCAUUAGAUUACUACUUGCUUUUCUGCACCUGUUUGUAGCAUCUUAAAGAUCUAUAUGCCUGAACCCCCAAGUCAUUGUAACCAUUGCAUGCAGUAGCCCCAUGUUCUUGCUGCACUGGGUGAAUGUUUCUUCUGAACUCCCUACUAAAAUUUGUUGGUAAUUUGUGUUGAUGAUUAAUUACAUUAUUCCUGUAUUAGGAACUGUUUUCUUCUGCAUUCUUACCCAAGCCUUUCAUAAUUGAAGGCCUCAACCUUUUUAGGCCGUUUCUGCAGAUUUUGCUUUGCUGGUAUGCAUGCUUGCACACUUUAAAACAAAGUGAAGUUGAAAUCCAUGUACAUUUUUACGUGGCAGCUCUCUCUUGGUAGUAGAUUCAAAUCCCAAUUCAGAUUUAAAUGCACAUCUAAGCACUCCAAAAAUGAACAGUCUGCUGCACUGCCAUUUGUUUUGUUACAGUCUUAAGAUGCAUUCUGUCUGAUCUUAGAUAUUAUUUUUUAUAUUCUAUUAGCUAGCACUAGAACAAAUUAGUUCCAUUUGAAUUGGCUACUUAUCCUCAUACCUAGUUUUUUUUUCUUGUUCUGCUUGCAGGACUUUGUCCUGUUGAGCUCAUUGCCUAGGUUUAACAAUGGAAAAAAUCGUGUUUUAAGGAUUAUGCGUUAUGAAAGAUGCAAUAUAAAAACAAGUUUUUCUUUAAUGUAUCUGCAGAACUGUGUGAAGUCAGUUUUGUACUCAAUGUGCUCUGUCAUUAAUAUGUAAUGGGGUUAUGCUGAAAGGCAGGUGCUAGAAUGUCUCAAAUUUUUAAUCUGUAGAAUUGACAUUUCACAGGCUAUAUUAACAAUGUGUUGACAAAUAAAUUAAGCAGCAGCAAACUGCUGCUGUGCAGAGUUCCAAUUUUUUGUCAUGCAGUGACAUUACUAGUAGAGCUGCAAGUUUGUCCAGUAAGUGCUGGAACAGCUGAUUCAAUUGAGACUGCCUUGAGUUUAAUGGACAACUUUUUUCUUUCUUCAGUCACGGAACUCCCAUUUUAGCUCUGAUCAAUUGCAAAUUCAGAAUAAUGACAGCAACCUGAUUUCUUUAGGUCCUUGUUCCUCUUCCCAUUGACCCUUCCCUAUUAGAUCACCCAAUCAUAGCAUAUGUAACAGUGAAAUAGUUGCUCAGCAAUUAGUUCACCUGUCUAAAACAGUGUUUCUAUUUUGAAGCUUGCCGUGUACCAGUAUCAAAUAACUGAGCAAUAACACUUCACAGAAAGGGGUUUGGGAGGUGGGGGGGAUGUUGGUGAGAGAAUCACUGAUCUCUCGAGUUGAUUUAUUGAACACAAACUAUCAUCAAUGCUGUAUUGCAUUGACGUUGUCUGUUUUAAUUCAUAGUGAAGAAAGGAUUUGACACUUCAGUUUCCUGCUCAUCAAUACGUAAACUGCAGAAUUGCCAAUAAUCAGUGGGAUGGCACUUAAUUGGUCAUUUUCUAGUUCAUGUUAAUCCAGGUCAAGGAAGUCAACCCAACAAUAGCCAAGUGUUGAAUCCAGAACUUUGAUUUGAUAAUUAACAGUUAAAGUUAGGAUAUUGUUUCUUAUUAUUUUGUAGUGUCACCCUUUGUCUCUUUUAAUGGUCAUAAUCUUCAACUUUAUACUUCAAAAUCUGUUGCCUGCCUUGACAAUUACCUGGCAAGAGUUCCAUCAUCCUUUUGUGAGUAUAGGGUGCACUGAGAAUCCAGUACACCUUUUGGUAUUGAGGGAUGUGGAGAGGGGUGAACUGUGGUUAUUGACUUGUUGCCACUCGACCUCCACCCACAUACACUUGUGCACUCUUCCGUGUGUCCAUCCGCAUUGACUAAUGUAUAAUAGGUACUGACAUUACACCAGCCUUGGAUCUUUCCUGUGAUUCCUAGCCAGUUUUGAACAUCUGUUCUACCCCUCGAGCAUUCAGUACCAAAUGAAACACUUUGCAAUGCGUCCUGCCACAUUGGUGACAGGUUCUGAUCAUAGAUAUUCAUCUUUGCUUUUUCUAGUCGCUGGCAAUUCGAAGAGCUUUCAGUGUUUUGUGCUUUUUUUAUAAAUGUCAAACUGCUGUGCUUUCUCUUGAAGACAAAAAUCUGCGUUGUUUUGGAGGCAGUUUAUUUCUGCUGGCCUUCUACGUGUGCAGUGGUCUGGGCGUUCCCUCAUCAGGCCUGUCAGUAACAUGCAGUGGAGGAUCCCUUUAACGGUGGGCGCGGCCGUGCUUCAGCGUCGGCGGCCAGUAAAUCGCGCCGCAGCCCCUUUAAGAGUGGCCAGGAAGUAGAGCAGGAAGCGGCUGAACUCUGACCGUGAGGGUGGAAGCACAUUCAGCGCGCUUGAAAGGCACGGGCAGCGCUUGAAGAAUGGCUGUGUGGGGCGAGGUACCAACCAGGUCAAAUCCAUGAAUUAUUCACACUGCAGAGAGUGAAAGAGGUGCAUCAAGAGGAGUGAGUGAGUCCUUCGCAGAGAUGAAUGACACUGCCAGUGGUGACGGACCACACCAGGAACAGCCAAUACCAGAGACGUUCUCGAAACAGAGCAGACGAGGCUAUUGCGGCUGCUGUAAAGAGUUGUAUACCUGUCUGGAACAGCACCUUCAGACCACUCGGCACCGGCAAUUUGCCAGUGAGUCCAGGAGCCAAAGACCAGCUAAAAGCCUCAUGGAACGCUUCCUGCAGGAUGUCAUCCAGUACCACCCUUCCCGAUAUAAGGACAACAGGUCGACGUACAUGGAUCUGCCCUCCAUUAGUGCCCCACUUCUCCCCAAGAAGGAGCUGGCAGACAUAUACUCCUACCAAGAUGACAAGGAGACCGUUGGGACCAGGGAGGAGUUACCCAGCACGGAUAACGAAUCCAUCCGAUCGGCGCACUUGAUGGUGGGGAAGAACGUGGCAAGUUGCAAUCGGGUUAAAGCCAGUGUAUCAUCUCCCGUGUCUGUUGGUGCUCCACUGGGUCACAGAGACACCGCGGCUAAAGAGACGGUGUGUGGGGAGCACUUGAUUGACAUCAGCUCUGUGACAUCUAAAGGCUUGCGAAGGACUGCUUUUCUGGGAGUGACUGAAGGCGUCCUCUCGUGCGGCAAAGCGGAUCGGCACGGACAUCGGAUCGAUUUGGGCCUGUACAGACCGACGCCGAGGAAAGGAAUAAAAGACCACGAUAAAACCAACCCGCCGGCUGUCAGCCAACCCAGGUGCGAGCCGCACGAAAACUGGAAUCCCCCUCAAACGAACUUUCCCAACGUCUCUGCGGGGCCAGCUUUUCGCUCUUCCAGGCUGCACCAUGUUACCUCUCAGGGUGCCACGGCGGGCUCCCCUCUUCCUCAACUCAGGGACUACACCGGGCCCGGCAGCCCGCGCUGCGCCGCUGGGCGAAGCCAAGCCGAGGAGUGCAGGCCGCAGAACAGGAACGCUGCCACCUGCCUCAGCGACCUCAGGGAGGCGAAGAUGGUGGACCGCAUCGAGGACCUGGUGUCGGAGACCAUCGAGACAGUCAUUCAGAAGUACUGCAACAGGCGGACACCACAGUCUCAGGACAGCGACAGCGAGAAUUCAGCAGCGGAGGUCAAGGGGGUGCCUACCUUUUGUCAGCUUGAGAAGAAAAGGAAGGCAGUGGAGGCGGGCCUGCAGAGCAGCGUUCCAGGCAGGAAAUGGCCCCCCGAAGGAGAGCACCAUCCAAGUGCACCUUUGAACAGCGGUGACCUGGUCUGCAGCAGGCAGGCAAUGCGUGAUACGGCAUCUUGCUUCAAGAAGAUGCUCUCUUUAAGCCUUUCCAGCGAAAGAAAGGCCGGGGGCCAGCGUCAAGCCGCGGGCGAGGACGGCAGCUCCGGUGGCAGCAUCUGUUCCCUUGGCAGUCAGCUGGGGCACCUGAAGUCGACCAGCAGCUCCGAGUGGGACACCUCCGUCAAGGUGGAGAAAGACUGCUCGCGGGUGGCCAGCAAGGACUUGGAGCUGCUGACGGAUACCCAGAUAACCCUCGACGACCGAGGCUACAAAACCCAGCUGAGCUCCGUCCUGCGCUUCCGGCCGGAGGAGUGCGACAAAACAGACGAGGAGUGCCCUGCCCGCUCGGAGAGCCACGCCAAGGCGGACCAGACGGGAGACGGGCAGCAGGCUCCCGAAGGCGAUCGGAAGCUUCGGUCGCUGCCCUGCGUACCCGCCUCCUUCGCCGGGAAGACCUGGUCGGAAAUCAUGGCGGAGGAUGAUCUGAAGGUGGAGGCGCUGGUCAAAGAGUUCAAGGAGGGGCGGUACUUAUGUUACUUCGACAGCGAGUCGUUGGCCAACUGCGGCAAGAAGCAACGCAGAAAGCACCGGUCCUGCCACAAAGACGCACCGCAGGCCCCCUCCAAGGCAUCAGCCGAAAACGCCGGGGCUUUGCCCCACUUGCAGGAGGCCAACGACGAGGCGGAGCCCAAGCCAGAAGCCUGCAGGCCAGAGGCGGGCAAGAAGCCAGGCCUGAGGCACUGCCGCCUGGCGUCCCGCUGCCAGGUGGUGAAGGUGAGCCACGGCACCCAGACCAGCGAGGCCAGCUACCCGGUGGUCAAGAAGAAGUCACGGCGGGCGGAGCAGGAGCCCGAGAACGUGUGGGCUGGCACCGAGGCUGAGGCUGAGGACAGGCCUGGCGCUAAGGCCAGGCUGUGCUCGAUGCGGCUGCCCAGGGCCUACCGCAAGAUCAUGAGCCCGGUGCAGCCACGGACCGUCAUCUACGUGCUGUCGUCGCCGGACUUUGCGUCGGCCGCGCAGGCUGCCUGCCACGAGGCCAAGAGGACCUCGAAGGCAUCCGACGACGGCGCCAGCCCGGCCAAGUACAAGUACAAGAAGUCGCCGGUCAGGUACUAUGAUCCGACCACCAACAGGAUCGUCGGAACGCCGCCCGGAGCCCACCAUGUGCGGCAGCUCUUCAGGAGCCUGAGCCCGGACAUCAAUAUGGGGCAGCUUGCCGACAAGUCGCGGAUCAAGGCCGUGGGAGGAGGAGCGGUCCCCACCGCGGCGCUCCCGCAUCCGGGUAAUAACCAGGCCUCAGGCCUGUGGCCUACUGCUGCCGCCGCCCCCUCGUCCUCUUCCCUCAAGGAGCGGCCUCCUGGCGAGAGCCCCGGCAGUGAGUGCCCGUCCAAAAGCACCGGCGUGGCCUCCAGCUCCCGCCAGCCAUCCCUGUCCCGCUCACUGGGCUCGGACGGGGGGCUGAGGCCUCCGCCUGCUCCUCCUCAGCACCAGCGCUGCCCUCGCCGCCGCCGCCACCACCUCCUGUCGGAGCCCAAGAGCGGCCUCCUGUCACCGCUGAGGAAGGAGACGCCCGAGUCGCCUUUCGGCAAGCUCCAGGUGUACGUGGGCCCCAGGAGCCGGAAGCCUCCGGACAAGGAGGGCCCGAGGCAAGGCUCUGGAGAAGGACGGGUGACGGGCUGUGAGGAGGAAGAGGAGGAGUUGGAGGACGGUGAUGGGGAUGGGAGCAAGGAGGAUGGCGCCGCCGGAGCUCCUCCGGAGCCCCGGCCUGCCCUCAGGGGCGCCUCAUCCCACUCUGACACGGGUCCACCUACCGCCAGUCCCCCACCCAGCCGCAGGCCCCGUCUCAGGCCUGCUUCCAGGGACGCUGCCUCGGGCAGGAUGGCGCUGCGGAGGGAGGCCGAGGUGGUGGUUGUCCCCCGGCAAAGCCCUCGCCAGGCCACCCGCAAGAGAAAGUGAGCCCCUUGCCCUACAUCACCCUCCAUCAUUCUCCAUUUGUGGGGCUGGGGCAGCCUCCUGACUGUCUACCACCAACACCAACACCUCCAAGGCCCAUUUCUGACCUUCCCCUCCCUUGCACCGUCUGCCUCUCUAAAUCGUUGAGUGUUUUUUUUUAUUAUUUCUAUUUGUAUGAAGUACUUCAGGGAAUUUGCAGCUGAAACACACACACAAAAAAAAUUGCAGCCUGUAUUUUUAUAAAGA